AUGUUGGCGCGAGUUUGUCAAGUCGGCGAGGCAGAGGGGACAGACAACUGUUGUCACGAGGCGACAGAAUCGUGCGAUGCGUGUUUACAUGUUGGCGAGGCAACUAUUCUCGGACUGAUCGGGCCCAGGGAAAGAACAAAUUUCGCUUCGGCUGCGCCCACAAACGGCAAACAUCAACCGCUUUCGCGAACAGCCCCAACCGAGUUGGGAGAGCAGACGCGGCGAAAGACAACUGUCUGUCACAUUUCACGGAAACUAUGCAAAGCGAUCGCGGGAUCACAACUAAAAGCCGGCUUGCAACAGAUUGAAGGAUGCCGGAUCGGACGACAUCUUCAUACGCUCACCCGCGCAGCCCGUCGCCUCGGCUCUUCUGGUCGUUUAGUUCCAUUUCCUCUUCUGGCAAAAUGGACAAACCGACCUGUGAAUAGGCCCAUUUUGUGCUCAAACGCUAAGCUUCACUCGUUUCGAAUAGACAGUAACAUACUACUAACGAUGAUUUAA
This is a messenger RNA of Protopolystoma xenopodis, 501 nucleotides long. Lineage: Eukaryota; Metazoa; Platyhelminthes; Monogenea; Polystomatidea; Polystomatidae. The record is from the annotation of a GenBank genome assembly.